CCUGAAUGAUAGUUCAUGAAUGAUUCCCGAGUGACUCAUCUCAACUCAAACCCGUCUCUGAACUAUUUGCGUCAUGACGUCAGGGGUAACGUGUCAGACAGUGCUGCUCGUAUUUCCGGGUUUCAGAAUAAAACGCCCAACAAACAGAAAAAAGUUAUUUCGCGGGUUUGUCGUGAAGUGUGGAGUUUUCCUCUGAGCUCAGUUACCUGUCUGGACCCACCUGAUCCUCCACACGUGAACCAGGUCCACCUUCAGCAGGUCCAGACAAAAAGCAGGAUGUCGACCACUUCUCAGAAACAUCGGGACUUUGUCGGCGAGCCAAUGGGAGACAAACCUGUGACGGCUCUGUCUGGGAUCGGAGAGACGCUAGGGAAGAAGCUGGAGGGUCAGGGCUUCGACAAGGCCUCCGUGGUCCUGGGUCAGUUCCUGCUCUUGAAGAAAGACCCUGAGAUGUUUGUGGAAUGGAUCAAAGAUGUCACAGGUGCUAACUCCCGUCAGGCUGGCUCCUGCGCUCAGUGCUUAAGAGAGUGGUGCGACUCCUUCCUCUGAGACUCCUCCUCCACAGAUAAGACUACGCCCCCUUCUGUUCUUCCACUGUGUGCCUGCGUUCUGCUGAGAGCUGAUAGUGUCAUGGCUCCUGCUGUUAACGAGCUUUGAGGUGAACUAUAUGCCUCUUACCUGUGAUGAUGUCACAGCUCUGUCAGGUGUUUCAUUGGUUGAAGUUUACAUGAAUAAAAGCUUUAAGUCCAGAGAGGA
Messenger RNA from Notolabrus celidotus (New Zealand spotty), 756 nucleotides. Its product is annotated as barrier-to-autointegration factor-like. The transcript is spliced from 4 exons. The coding region runs from base 16 to 549 and encodes 177 amino acids. The record is from RefSeq and is a predicted model, not a curated record. Gene Ontology annotation, molecular function: DNA binding. NCBI's taxonomy places the organism in Eukaryota, Metazoa, Chordata, Actinopteri, Labriformes, Labridae.